UUGAAGGUGUGUGAGCGAACAGCGCGAGCCGCCGGCUGUCGCAUCCGCGAGGACCGCGAAGAGACAUCACGCGCCCUAAUUGAUGGCGAACCUCACCUGCUGCUCGCGAGGCUCCCCGUAGUUCCCACUGUCAACGGCUCCUGGAGACCAGCCCAGCGUCCCUUUCUCUCUCUGCUCGUCUCGGUUCUCCCCCGGUUCUCCCCCAGCUCUAGUCCGAUGCCGGCCGUGCGCGUGCUGGCGCUGCUCUGCGGUGCGUGCGUGGUCUCCGCCAUCCACCGCACCGACCUGUUCCCGCACGGGACCCUGAGCGGGGAUUUAAUUUUGGCCGAGGGGGACGAUGAGACGUCCAGAGUGCUGACCCUCCCUCGGCCCCUCUACUUCUUUGACACCCUCUUCUACAAGCUGUAUGUGGCCACCAAUGGCAUCAUAUCGGCCCACGACCUGCCACUGGAAAAGCAAUACGUCGACGACGGCCUUCCGACGGAUUUCCCCGUCGUGGCCCCGUUCCUGGCCGAUAUAGACACCAGCGGCGGGCAGGGGCAGAUUUUUUACCGGGUGACUGAAACACCCAGUGUUCUAAAUAGAGUGGCACAGGAGGUACAUCGGGGCUUCCCAGAUGCUAAAUUCGCGCCCACGCACGCUGUUGUGGCAACAUGGGAGGAUGUUGCCGCAUACGAAGGACAAAGUCGAGUUGCGGGGCAAUCGAACAAGGUUAACACGUUCCAAGCUGUGAUUGGCUACGAUGAGACCGACUCCUAUGUUCUUUUCCUCUACCCCGAAGGAGGUCUGAACUUCUACGGGACUUCACCCAAGGAGUCCUACAAUGUUCAGAUAGAGCUUCCCGCCAGGGUUGGAUUUAGCAGGGGUGAAGUUUCCUAUUUAUUCUUCUCUAGAACCGAGGGACCUUAUUACAGUGUCACCAGCAAUGAACAGAGCGUGAAAAACCUCGGCCAGGUUGGUAAUACAGGGGUUCCAGGUGUUUGGCUUUUCCACACUGGGAAUCGUUAUUCCUUCGGUAACAUCGUUCCUGCUUCCAUCAGUGGUCUUGUAACCCCAUCUCCUCGAGAACAUAGCCUCUCGCCGGACACCACCACGCCCGAGUACGCCGACCCGGAGGAAUAUCCAGAAAAUAUCUUCGACCCUGAGCCCGGGGAGGAGGAUGACUACUCCCAACCGAGCACUAACCCAGACUUCCAGCCGGCACCUGGUGGUCGUGACCCGCCGUCUCCUUCUGCGGAGGACUCCGGGCGUCCGGUGUUGUAUGGGAACAUAGAUGGGCUGUUGACCUCAGAGUCCAGGUACCGGUCCGAACCGGAGGAGAAUCAUUACGCGGUGCCGAAUCUUCCUCCCACGGUUUUGGAGAGGGGUGCUCAGCAGGAGCAGGAGCCCCAGCGUCCUCAAGAGGUGGUGGAUUUAUACCCCAUUCAUGGAAAUGAACCACCUCUCUCUCCUGGACGCCAUGUCGUCACAGUGGAUGAAGAUGAUGUUGAUUUCGACACGGGAGUGAUUCAGUACACAACUGAGAAUAAGGAAACUUGUGCCAGAUCCCAGCACCAGUGUUCCCAGAAUGCAUUUUGCACGGACUACGCCACAGGGUUUUGCUGUCACUGCGGCCCCGGCUUCUACGGAAACGGCCGCCACUGCCUACCCGAGGGGGCCCCGCAACGCGUCAGCGGGAAGUUCAGCGGGACGGUGUCGGUGGGGUCCACCCCCGUGGAGCUCAGCGACAUCCACCUUCACUCCUACAUCGUGGUGGGAGACGGGAGAGCCUACACCGCCAUCAGCAAGGUGCCGGAAUCAGUGGGCUGGGCCCUCAUGCCACUCGCGCCAAUAGGAGAGCUGUUUGGAUGGCUUUUCGCCCUGGAGCUGCCCAACAGCCAAGCGGGAUUCAAAAUCGCAGGUGCCGAGUUCGUGCGCCGCGCCGAGGUGCAGUUUUACCCCGGCAACCAGCGCCUGUCCAUCACACAGACGGGCCGCGGCCUGGACGAACACAACCACCUCAAUGUGGACACUGUGGUCAGUGGCAACGUGCCGCCUUUGCCGCCUGGAGCUGAAGUCACCAUGGAGCCCUUCAAGGAGACCUACCAGUACUACCCCUCCGUCACAACCUCCAUUUCGGUCAGGGAGUUUUCCGUCGUCUCAAAAGAACGAGGCACGGAGUCCUACUCUUUCCAUCUCAAGCAGAACAUCACCUACCGCGACUGUCGGCACGACAACAGAGGCGCCAAGCCGGAGACGUUGCAGAUCAUCAUGGAGAGGGUGUUUGCGAUGUACAUCACCGAGGAGCGGAUGCUGACGUACGCCCUCACCAACAAGAUCAGUCCACUCGGAGUUGAGCCAUCUGAGCCGGAGGAGGUCAACCCGUGCUACACUGGGAACCAUGACUGUGACACCACUGCAAAGUGUAUCCCUCUGGAGGGGCAGGCCUUUCGAUGUCAGUGUGCCACUGGUUACGAAGGAGAUGGACACAACUGUUACGACGUGGAUGAGUGCGCUGAGGGUCGGAGCACAUGCGGGGAUCAUUCUCAGUGCGUGAACCUCCCUGGCAGCCACCGCUGCCUCUGCCAAAGAGGCUUUGAGUUUGCCUACGAUGGGCGCACGUGUGUCGAUAUAGAUGAGUGCACCUCCUCCCCAUGUAACAUCAAUGCCAGAUGUCUCAAUGAACAGGGAUCCUUCCAGUGUCAGUGCCAGCCUGGCUUUUAUGGAGAUGGCUUCUACUGUACCCAGCAGGAUGAACACACAAUUCGUCCGAAGAGCCAGUGUGAGAGGCAUAGGGACAUUUUACAGAGCGGAGAAGUUCAAGGACGUCCGAAUCUGGGAGCCUUCAUCCCACAAUGCGACUCCAGUGGACAUUAUCGACCACUGCAGUGUCAUGGCUCCACUGGACAUUGUUGGUGUGUGGACAGUGAUGGGCAGGAGAGAGUGGGAACCAGGACUCCACCCGGCACUCCACCCAAAGACUGUGACAUAGCCGAUGAGCCGGAACGUCCUAGGACUCAGUGUGAGCACCACAGAGACAGCAUCCAAACCAGUACAGAUACACUUUCUCUGGGCGCCUAUGUCCCCCAGUGCGACUCAGAGGGAAAAUACAUGCCACUCCAGUGCCAUGGCUCCUCUGGACACUGUUGGUGCGUGGACAGCAGAGGACAAGAAAGACCAGGAACCAGGACAUCGCCUGGGGCGCUGCCCAAAGACUGCGACAACCCAGAUGAACCACAGCGUCCUAAAACCAACUGUGAGCACCACAGAGACAGCGUACAGGCCUCUGGUCAAUCUCUUGGAGCCUACGAACCACAGUGUGACGAGAACGGACAGUACCUACAACGGCAGUGCCACAGCUCCUCUGGAUACUGUUGGUGCGUGGACAGCAGUGGGCAGGAAAAACUAGGAACCAGAACUGCAGCUGGUACUCCGUCUGUGGACUGUGAGAGAGCGUAUGAACCGCAGCCUCCGAAGACCCACUGUGAGCACCACAGAGACAGCGCCCAGGCCUCCGGUGCUUCACCUGGAGCCUAUGUACCACAGUGUGACGAGAACGGACAGUACCUACAACGGCAGUGCCACGGCUCCACCGGACAUUGUUGGUGUGUGGACACGAGUGGACAGGAGAGACCAGGAACCAGGACUGCACCUGGCACACCAUCCAUAGACUGCUACAGAGAAGAUGAACCGCAGCGUCCGAAGACCCACUCCUACGAACCACAGUGUGAUGAGAACGGACAGUACCUACAACGGCAGUGCCAUGGAUCUACUGGUCACUGUUGGUGUGUGGACAGCAGUGGGCAAGAAAGACCAGGAACCAGAAGCACACCUGGAACACCACGUAGAGACUGUGACAAACCAGAUGAACCCGUGGCGGCGAAAACUCUCUGUGAACACCACAGAGAAAGAGCACAGGCCACCAGUUCAGAGGGAUAUCCUGGAGCCGGAGCGUACGUGCCCCAAUGUGACGCCGAUGGACAGUACAUACCACAACAGUGCCACGGCUCCACUGGACAUUGUUGGUGUGUUGAUGAGAAUGGACAGGAGAGGGCAGAAACCAGGACUCCACCUGGUACUCAACCUAAAGACUGUAACCAAUCAGACCAAGGCACUCGCCCAGAGAGUGUGUGUGAACGGUGGAGGGCCAGUUUGAUGGAACACUACGGUGGAUCACCAGACCCACAGCAGUACUUGCCACAGUGCGAGUCAGAUGGACACUUUAGGCCAGUCCAGUGUUACGGUGAGACCACUUACUGUUGGUGUGUGGACCAAGAUGGACGGGAGAUUUCGGGCACCCGAUCAUAUGACGCAGUAAAGCCUGCAUGCCUGCCAACAAUGGCCCCGCCAAUUGUGCGGCCACUGCCCCGCCCGGAUGUGACCCCUCCGACAAACACUGAUGUGACCCUGCUGUACGCUCAGGGACAGAAAAUAGGAGCGCUGCCCAUCAACGGGACCAGACUGGAUGAAACCCGGUCCAAAACGCUAUUGACCCUACACGGUUCCAUAGUUGUUGGUAUAGCCCAUGACUGCAAAGAAAAUAAAGUCUACUGGACAGAUUUAUCCGAAAGAACCAUUAACAGGGCUUCUAUGGCUUCCGGAGCCGAGCCUGAGGUACUCAUCAACAGAAAUCUCGUCAGUCCGGAGGGUUUAGCGUUGGACGUCAACCGUAGGUUGAUGUUCUGGGUGGACUCGAUGCCUGAUGUGAUUGAAAGCGCCAACUUGGACGGCAGCGGCAGACGGACCCUCUUUGACAGAGACCUGGUCAACCCCCGGGCCAUCAUAGUGGUUUCCUCCACCGGAACUCUGUACUGGACAGACUGGAACAGGGAGGCGCCGAAGAUCGAGUGCUCAUCCGUGGACGGUCAGAACCGCAGAGUGGUGGUGUCGGACGGGGUCGGCUUGCCAAACGCGCUAACAUACGACUCCAGCACCCAACAAAUCUGCUGGGCCGAUGCAGGUACAAAGCGUUUAGAGUGCAUAUCCCCGGACGGUUCGGGCCGAAGAGUGAUCCACUCCAGCCUCAACUACCCCUUCAGCAUGGUCUACUACCGGGACCACUUCUAUUACACCGACUGGAGGAGGGACGGCGUAAUUGCCUUGAGCAAAACCAGCAGCAAGUUCACCGAUGAAUACCUCCCUGACCAGCGCUCUCAUCUGUAUGGCAUCGCCAUAGCAACCGCCCACUGUUUACCAGGGAGCCACUAA
Messenger RNA from Menidia menidia (Atlantic silverside), 5187 nucleotides. Lineage: Eukaryota; Metazoa; Chordata; Actinopteri; Atheriniformes; Atherinopsidae. The record is from the annotation of a GenBank genome assembly.